Molecule: messenger RNA, 891 nt
Organism: Hemiscyllium ocellatum (epaulette shark)
Lineage: Eukaryota; Metazoa; Chordata; Chondrichthyes; Orectolobiformes; Hemiscylliidae
Product: interferon-induced, double-stranded RNA-activated protein kinase-like
Exons: 8
Biological process (GO): protein phosphorylation
Molecular function (GO): ATP binding; protein kinase activity
Source: RefSeq, a predicted model, not a curated record
GAAACUAGUGAAACUUGUGAACCUGAAGAUACCGUUGAAUACAAUAAAUUUAAAAGGCGUUCAUUUUACAGGAGAGCCUUUGAAGAAGUACAGAGGCUUGGAAAGGGAUCCUUUGGUUCUGUUUAUGAAGUGAAACACAAAGUUGACAACCACAGAUAUGCAAUCAACUGUGUGAAAAUAACUCGAGACGAUGAUGCAAAAAGAAUAGUUAAGGAAGCCCAAACGCUGGCAAAGUUCUUUCACCACAAUAUCAUCCGUUACUUUAGUUCCUGGAUCGACAAAUCUUCAUUAUGGCAGACAAAAUACCUCUGUAUUCAAAUGGAGUUGUGCAAGGAGACACUGAAGAAUUGGUUACAAAAUGUUGGUAGAGAUGAACUGGACAAGAAUCGAUAUCAAAUAGUUCAUCAGAUCAGUGCUGGCUUGGUUUAUAUUCACAACCAAAAUUACAUCCACCAGGACUUAAAGCCUGCCAAUAUCUUUUUUGCAUUGGACAAUAAGAUCAAAAUUGGAGAUUUUGGGCUUGUUACAUCCUGGAAGAGAGAAGGACUUGAACAGUUUUCUCGGUCUCCAGAAGUUGGAACUCGUUUAUACAUGGCACCAGAACAGGUGUCUGAAGUGUACAAUCACAAAGUGGAUAUCUAUUCCUUGGGUCUUAUAUUAUUUGAACUUAUGUAUCCUAUCUUGCAAUCUGGAACAAAUCACGAGAAACAGAAGAUAUGGACUGAAGUGAAAGAUUGCAAUUUUCCCAUAGACUUUACAAAGAUGUUUCCCAAAGAGACUUAACUAUUAAAAAUCAUGUUGGAUAAUGACUCAACCAAAAGGCCUGAUGCUCUUGAAGUUCAGAACUCCAUUCAGGAUCUCCCACCCGCAGUGUAUCUUGAGGAAAAUGCA